Molecule: messenger RNA, 1288 nt
Organism: Nymphaea colorata (pocket water lily)
Lineage: Eukaryota; Viridiplantae; Streptophyta; Magnoliopsida; Nymphaeales; Nymphaeaceae
Exons: 5
Coding region: 154-972 (272 amino acids)
Source: RefSeq, a predicted model, not a curated record
AAAGUGGGCCUGCGACACGAUCCGGACAAGAGCAUCUGCUGCUUCAUCGCCCUCUUCGCGGCGGUCGCCCUGCGGAAUAGCGGAAGAGGAAGAAGAAGAAGAAGCAGGGAGCAGAGAGAGAGGGAGUGGGAGAGGGAGAGAGAGAGAGAGAGGAUGAUCAAGAGACGGUUUUACAGGGUAGAGCAUGGGGAGGGAGACGCUCCUUCCUCUGCUGCUUCUUCCUCUUCUUCUUUUGCCACCUCUUCAGACGAAGAAGAAGCAGGAAAAGAAGAAUGGGAGACGGAAGAGCAUGAUGAGGGUAGCGAGGACAUUAAUGAGGAAGAUGGUGGUGGCGAUGAAAAAGUAAGAGGAGAGCCUGAAGAAUCGGGGCCCCAAUCAGGGUAUGAGAGUGAAGAAAGCUCCGGCAAUGAGAUUGAUUGCAAUCCUUCAGGUGCUAUGAUGAAUGGAGAACAAGAUAAUGCUGAUGGGAGGAGUAAGCAUGCUUCGAUCGUGGAUGAAGAGAGUGAGAAGGGGAUUCCUGGAGCCAGCCAAAUGGUUCCUAUGGCUUUGGCAAGUUCUUGCAGUACCGCAAGCCCUCCACAACCUGAGCUUCUUGAUUGUGUCAUAAGGCUUAAAUCUGUCUUCAAAUGCAAGCUGUGUCCCAGAAUAAUAUGUUUGUCUGAGGAGACAAUGAGGACACACCUUAAGUCAAAGAGACAUGGUCGUUCUGAGAAAUUAUUUAAGGAGGGGAGGCUAAAGCUUGUGCUGAAUGAUGAUGGUGAAAUUGUGGAAGAAACAGAGACCCAUGCAGAGAGACAUGCUCGCACGGUUGUUGCUGCACAGAAUGCAGCUAAUCAAAAGAACAAGAAUCGAGGGCGCCAAAGACAGAGAAAUAGAAGCAGGAAAAAGAAAUUGAUGAAGAAAGGAAUUCAAGAGGUCAAAGAAAAGACCAAAGCAUCGUCAGGGAAGAAGAGACAGAAGACUGGGGAUUAGAGAUUACAAAUGGUCAACACGGAGAACUUUUCUUUCUUAACAGUUACUCUGUGUAUCCUAAGCUUGUUACAGAACAAGCUAUUCUUGAAAAGCAGGUUUCGAGGAUAUGAUAUAUUAAGCUUGGCCAGCUGCAUCAGCUGUUCUUUAUGAAAACAGCCUCUUUAUGGAUUCUUCAAAUAUGAGAGUGAGUGUUGUACCUCCUUUAAACGGUAUGCCUAUGGCCUCUACAUGGUCAUACUAACUGAUGACACUUUUGGAUCUUGAUCAGAAUAUUUUUGGGAUACCUGCGUGACUGACAACCCUACGAAAAGCAAUU